AUGGAGCUGACGGCCGAUGUUCCAAGAUCCCCAAGCCCCGUUCCUGGGGAACUGUCUGGCAAAGCCCUCACAGCUUCGAUCACGCAGCUGGGUCGGCGCAGCCGGUGGCAGGAUGUCCUGCAGUUAGCCGGGGCAUUGCUGCACGCCGGCCCCCGCCCCAACGUGAUCUCCAUGAACGCUGCACUGACGGUCUACUCCAGGAACACAGCCUGGGCCCUCUCAGUGGCCUUCUUGCGGGUGCUGGAGAUGCAGGGACCCGAGCCCGAUACGGUGACCUGUGGGGCAGCGAUCCACGCCUGUGGCUUGGGAAGCAGCUGGGUGGGCGCAUUCUGCCUCCUCCGACAAAUGCACAGGUGGCGCGCCGAACCCAGCACCACCACCCUGAACGAGGCCCUGAACGCACUCAACGAGCAAGAUGCCCGAAACUCCCGGGACCGAUGGCAACAAGGCCUGGGUGUGCUGGGCGAUAUGGCCAUGCAGGGCUUGGAGCCGGAUGUGGUCACCCUCGGGAGCCUGGCCUGUGCAUUUGCCCGUGGCGUCCGGUGGGUGGAGGCUUUGAGGCUCUUGGGCGGCCGAGGUUCGGGAGCUGUGGCUGCGGGAGCUGUCAGUGCCGCGCUGGUGGGUGGCAUCAUCUCUGGCUGCACUGCUGCCUUGCGCUGGCACUGGGCCGUGGAGUCGUUGCUGCACUUUCGCCAGGCAGACACGGCUUGCAAGAAGCUGGGAGGGAAGAGCGAUCUGAGCGCCGGGAGGUUGGUGAUCUGCCGCGGGGCUGUCUUGAAGGCCCUGGCUCGCAGCAGCCGCUGGGAGCUCUGCUGCGCCGAGCUGCGCGAGAUGUGGCGCCGGUCCCGCGGCGCCGCCUCCGCCACCUCCGGCGCCCCGGAGCCUCCGCCGGACCUCCGGGCCCACAACGUGGCCGUCAGCGCCUGCGAGCUCAGCGGCCGCUGGCGCCAGGCCUUGCUUCUCCUGCGACUGGCGCGGCGGCGCCGGCUGCAGCUUGACGAGAUCAGCUUCUCCUCGGCAGCAAGCGCCUGUACCCGCAGAGGCCUCGCCUGGGCCUUCGGCUUGUGGAUGUGGGAGGAGUUGUGCUUGUCGGGGGGGCCUCAGCCAGACGUAGUCUUUAUGACCACGACCCUGACGGCCUGCGAAGUGGGGCAGCGCUGGCAUACUGCCAUGAGGUUGCACCGCAACCUGCUAAAACAAGCAGGCUGCCUCGAAUCAGACGAGGUUGUGAACCUGGCAGUCAUCAGCUGCUGCGAGAGAUCUUCUUUCUGGCGCAGCGCGCUGCAGCUCUUGGGCAGCAUGGCCCUCACAUAUGGCGUUGGAAAUGCGGCAGUUGGGGCUUGCAGCCGUGCCCUCCAGUGGGCGCAGUCACAGCUGCUUCUGAGCAGCCUCCUUGAUCCCGACGUCCUCUCCUUCGCAGCCUUCCUGGAGUGCUUGCCGCCUGGCAUGUCCAUGCUCCAUCUUCUGGAUGCUUGCGGCCCAGUGGCCCUCGCACGGAUCAGCUCAGACUUGAUGGGGACACGGCCUGCUCGGAGAGUAAUACGUCCUGGCUAUAUGGUGGCACUCUUCCUACUGGGCUGGGCCGCAAACGUGACCUUGUUUGCCAGAUACAGAGUGGACUACGCCUCAGUUCUCCAUCUGUCGAAAGAAGAGCUGGUCAGUCCUCGGCUACUUGUCGUCUUCGCCCUGCUGAUCACGGUCGUGCUGAGCAUGGCGCGUGCAGCUGCUUUUCUUCAUGGUGCGUCACCGGAGCUCAUCGUGUUUGUGCUGGUUUGCUACGGCGCGGCGCUGCUGGCGGUGUGGGGUAUGCUGCCUAGGUCGAUGGCAAAGCACAGCCGCUGGCGAGAGCCGUUCGUUCAGGCCCUGCCGGCUUUCUUCCUGUUGCUUAUGUGA
This is a messenger RNA of Symbiodinium natans, 1893 nucleotides long. The record is from the annotation of a GenBank genome assembly. Lineage: Eukaryota; Dinophyceae; Suessiales; Symbiodiniaceae.